AUGUAUGCUGAAUUGAAAAAGGCAACAAACAAUUUACAGCACAAAGAGUAUUCCAGAUCAUUGCUUGAAACCAUUUACAAAGGAUGGGUCCAUGAAAAUACAUAUGCCCCAGAAGAAAGUGGUGAUGGUUUGGAGAUUUAUGUUAAGAUGGCAUGGACCAGAGAAUGGGAGGUAGAUUUCAAAGUAGAAGAGUUCAUUAAUCAGAAUCUUGUCAACCUGUUGGGAUAUCAUCAAAGUGUUGGUAAUCGUAUAUAUCUCGUCUAUGAGCUAAAUCCAGAUGCUGGUUUAGACAAACUUCUUUUUAGAGAGAUACGAACCUCUCCUCUUUCUUGGGUUGCCCGGUUGAAGAUAGCUAUAGGGGCCGCACACCUGUCUUUCUUGCAUCGGAGAAAGCGAUUGUCGUAUAAACAGUUUAAGACUGCUGUUAUAUUGGUGGACAAGUGGGGUACUUCUGUACAUUUGAAAAUUCAGACUUCACUGAUAGAUGUUACGCUUCGCCAGAGUGGCAGUGUUCAACGUAUGUGGCAGUGUGGUGCUACUGAAGUCAUUUCGAGCGGACCUGGGAUGAAGGCAUUUGAUGAGUACAUAUCAAAUUUGAUAGAAUGGGCUACUCCAUUACUAACACAUAUAUAA
This is a messenger RNA of Erigeron canadensis, 633 nucleotides long. RefSeq names its product serine/threonine-protein kinase PBL36-like. The record is from RefSeq and is a predicted model, not a curated record. The coding region runs from base 1 to 633 and encodes 210 amino acids. NCBI's taxonomy places the organism in Eukaryota, Viridiplantae, Streptophyta, Magnoliopsida, Asterales, Asteraceae. The transcript is spliced from 5 exons.